AUAACAGUCCUAAUCCGAUCAACCAGAUGUGUCUGUUCCACUAAUCAAAAAUUUCAAAACCAGCCUACGGUAGGAAAUGCCGGCCAAGAAAAAGCACAAAAAAUCAGCAAGGCCAUGAGAAUGUACUUGGAAAGGGCCCAAGCGCACAAUGCAUUUAUGAGUGAAGAGAUUGCAGAGUUUGAGAUGGGCAGACGACACUUGGCAAAUAUCAUGGGACUCGAUCCUGAAAACAUAACCCAGGACGAUAUAGACAAAGCCAUCGAGUAUCUGUUGCCCUCUGGUUUAUUUGUCAAAAAAGCUCGGCCCAUGUUAAAACAUCCAUUAGAAAUUCUGCCGAAACAAAAAGCUGCCCAAUUUGGACUGGAUGGCCGGCCUUAUAGCAGUUUUUUCUAUACUGGCAAGCCCACCUAUGUUGAAUGUUUACAUAACUUAUCACUAAAGUUGGUAGAGUUGAAGAAAUAUGAAGGUGAUAGGAUUACAUUGGGUGUGAAAUUUGACCAAUCACAGCAGCUUAAGCUAACAGGCAGUCAAUGGUAUGAUCAUAAUACGAUGGAAGAUAAGUUCAGUGAAAAAUUAUCCGAGCAAGAAUACAACGUGUUAAUAUCAACGUUGGAACACUUAAGCAAGUUACCAUACUCUUACAUGGAGAGGGUGCUGAUAUUUCAGUAUAGGCUGGAUCUUAAGAGGCAAAAUUUAAUGCUUAACCUAGAGAAAAAAGCUGUUCAAUAUGAUGCUAAGGGUAAAGGAUUCCAUGAAGAUGAAGGUAAGAGAAAGACAGCAAUGGCCAAAGUGAGGCUGUAUGAAAAGGGCACUGGAAUCGUCACGGUCAAUGGAAGACCAUUCCUCGAUUUUUUUCCAAGAUUGGCUGACAGGGAACAAGUUCUCUUCCCCCUACAACUGACCGACAAACUAUGCAAAGUUGACAUAGAGGCCACAGUAGAGCAUGGAGGUACAAGCGGUCAAGCCGGAGCUAUCAGACUAGCCCUGUCCAAAUGUUUAAUACAGAUGGUGCCGAGUGGUAUGGUGGAAAAAUUGAGAUUGGCUGGCCUACUGACACAUGAUCCGAGGAGGUUAGAAAGACAGAAGCCAGGUCAGCAGGGUGCUCGAAGGAAAUAUACAUGGGAAAAAAGAUGAGAAACCGUGGGGAUAUUUUUUUUAAAUAUUGUUUGUGUAAUAAAAUAAAAUCAGGCAAAUCAUUAUGGUAUUUUGAUUCUAAAAAGAUUCAAAGAUGAUCGUGUAUGUUUGUGUGUGUGUGUGUAUGUCUGUCUGUGUGUGUGUCUCUAUAUUCUCUAUAUAUGUGUGCGUAUGUGUGUGUGAUGUGCAUUUUGUCGCAAUAAUCAUUUUUUUCAAAUUAAUUAACUAUCUAAUUAACUAUAAAUAAAAGCUAUUCGUUUAAAUUAACGUUAAUAAAAAUGAUAAUUGCUAAUAGCAAGCAAACAUUUAAAUAACAAUAAUAACAGUAAUAAUAAUAAUACGGACUGUGGAAACAAUAAGAAACAUGAUAAAAUUAGAUGAUGAUAAUAAUAUAAAUAAUAAUAAAUUGUUGAAAAAACUCAUGCUAAAUAAACUCAUGGGCAGCUGUUGUAGUAGGUUGAGACAUUUCAUAAGAGCAGUUGAACUGAUGAUGAUGAUGAUGAUGACGACGAUCACGAUGAUAAUGAUAUAAAUGAUGAUGAUGGUGGUGAUGAUGAUGAUGACAAUGAUGCACAUUGUACACGGUG
Molecule: messenger RNA, 1721 nt
Organism: Helobdella robusta
Lineage: Eukaryota; Metazoa; Annelida; Clitellata; Rhynchobdellida; Glossiphoniidae
Exons: 16
Coding region: 115-1134 (339 amino acids)
Biological process (GO): translation
Cellular component (GO): ribosome; mitochondrial small ribosomal subunit
Molecular function (GO): structural constituent of ribosome; RNA binding
Source: RefSeq, a predicted model, not a curated record